AUGCCCGCGAGCACUGAGCUCCCCGUUGCCCGCGCGCCGGCGGACGAUGCCGGCGAGCCCGUCGCGCGGGUCGCGGGCGCGCCCACGCCCAUGGCGGUCUCCUUCUCGGAAGAGCAGAUGCUGCGCGCCUACCUCGAGUGCCCCGCCAGCACCGCCUACCACGCCCCCCUCGCGUUCUGGCUGGACGGGCCCGUCGCGGCGGACGCGGCGGCGCGAUGCUUGCAGGCACUCGUCGACAGGCACCUCGCGCUAAAAAUGCACUUCGGGGUCUCCGGCGGCGGCGUGCUGCAGGCCUUGGCCGAACCUGCCUGCGCACCGCGGGUGGCCCGCGAGAGCGUCGCUGGCCCUGCGGAGGCCCUGGCGCUCGCGCGGGCGCUGGCGGCGGAGCCCUUCCGCCCCAUGGAGGGCCCGCCGUGCCGCGCCGCGGUGCUCGCGGCGGCCGGGCCGGAGCCGAGGCUGUUGGUGGCGCUGGUCGCGCACCACGUCGCCGUGGACAUGCUCUCGCUCCAGGUGCUGCGGAAGGAGUUCUGCCAGCUCCUGGCGGCCGCGCUGGGCGCGGCCCGGGCGCUGCCCGCCUGCGGGCUGGACAGGGCCGACCACGCCGAGUGGCAGCGGCGCGCCGCGGCGGCCGGGGCGUUCGCGGCGCCCGUGGCGCGGAGGGUUGCGCGGUUGGCACGGCACGCGGCGCCGCAGCUCGCGCUGCCGCUGGACAAGCCCAGGCCGCCGCGCUUCACCCACGCCGGGGGCGAGGUGCGCGGCGUGAUCCCGGCGGGCGUGCUGGAGAGGGCAGAGGCGGCAGUGCGUGCCUGCGGCAUUCUCGCCACACGUUUCGACCUUCUCCUGUCGCUGUUCGCGGUAGUGCUGUGCCGCAGCACUGGGCAGGAGCAGUUGGUCAUCGGCGUGCCGCACCACGGGCGGGGGCGUGAGACCAUGCACACGGUCGGCUGCUUUAUCAACAUCCUCCCUGUCUGCUGCUCGGUUCCUGCAGGGACGCGACUGGCCCAGGUUGUGGCUAGCGUCCACGAAGAGAUGGUGUCCGCACAGCGAGACGCAGAAGCCCCUCUGAUCGAGGUGCUCGCGGCGCUCCGGGCAGAGGGCCUCGCGAGGCCCGACCCCUCGCGGAACGCGCUGUACCAGGCCGUGUGCAACAUGUGGGGGGACGUCGAGGACAGGUCCUGGCGGGAGAGCGCCUCCCUCCUGCCGACGGCGUUUCCCUCGCGCGGGCCGAGGACCUGCGAUGCGUGGGCGGGCAGGUCGACGUCCAGCUGGAGCUCCACGCUGCCCCCCACGGCGGGCUCGCGGUCGCCUGCGGCUACUGCAGGGACCUCUUCGCCGAGGCCUCGGCGCGCGGCUGGCUGCAGGAGCUGCGAGAGCUGGCCGAGCGGGUGGGCGCGGACCCCUCGGCGGACGCCUGGGCGCCGAGGGCGCGCGGCCCCGAGCUUGCUCCGGGCCAGCCCGCGGGCCAGGGCGCCGUGGGCCAGGCGGUGCGGCAGGCCGUCGCUGCGGUGCUGCCCGGCGGGGAGCUCCUCGGGGACGACACGCCCCUGGCGCACGCCGGCCUGGACUCCACGUCGGCCGCCUUCCUGCACGACCGCCUGUCCGCGAUCGCGGGCUCGCUGCUGCCCAGGUCCGCGGUCUUCGACCAGCCGAGCAUCGCUGGCCUCGCCCGGGCGCUGCUCGAGCCCGCGGGGUCGCGCGAGCUUGGGCAGGUGUCCGAACGGGAGGCGCGCGCCGCCGACCCAGAAGGCCCCGAUUCGCCUGCUGCCGCUGAGCCAUUGCUUAUACGCGUGA
Messenger RNA from Prorocentrum cordatum, 1791 nucleotides. The record is from the annotation of a GenBank genome assembly. NCBI's taxonomy places the organism in Eukaryota, Dinophyceae, Prorocentrales, Prorocentraceae.